AUGAAGGCCUUAGAUCUAUGUGAUCAACAUCAACGUUCUUUAGAAUUUUUCUGUGAAGAUGAAAAGAAGCUUUGCUGCAGUACUUGUGCUAUUGUUAAUCACAGAAAAUGUCAUAGCGUUGUAGAAAUUGAGAAGAUCGCUGGGAAUAUUACCUCACCAAUUUCUACCUUAGGGGAGAAAUUAAAGGAAGCUAAAGAAGCUGCUGAGAGUGUUGCGAGACAUAUUCGUUCUUCAAAAGAUCAACUUGCUCAAGAUAUAAAAGAAAUGCAUUUAAAGGUUAGACGAAUGCGAGACGAAGUAAUGAGAAUGUUUGACGAUAUAGAAGAUUUCGUCGCCAAGAGAGCUAAAACAAUUCAGAGAGAAACAUUACAAAAUCUGACAAAGAAGCAAACACGAAACGAGAAACAUGUUGCUGAUGUAACAUUGUGCUUGGAGACGAUUGAAAGUAUUUUCAAAAAUGGAACAUCAGCGCAGAAAUAUAUAGCAGAACUAAAAAUGGAGAAUAACGUCAAUGCUCUCUGUAGAAACAUCAAGGAGGAAUGUCAGAACUUAGAGACGGUAAACAUUUCUUUUCAUUUUGACGAAACAUUUAAACUGCCGCCAUUACCAAUUACUGAAUAUGUUCCAGGACAAUUACAAUUAAAGUUAAAUUUGCAGGAAGAUGUUAAUUCCGUUGACAAGGCAAUGAUUUUAAAGCCAGUUUCAAUCAUUGAUUUGAAGAAGACUGGAGAUGAUAUCGAUGAACCGUUCAAUAGAGGCAUAGAUUUUUUACCUGAUGGUAGACUGGUGGCUGUGGAUAACAUUAACAAGAAAUGUUUAGUGUACAAUGAUAAGCUUGAGAAAGUAGGAUCAUAUCAGCUAUCUAACAACCCAUUAUCUGUUGUUGUAGUAUCUGAGGAGGAAAUAGGGAUAACAAGUGGAAACGAUAUAUAUUUUCUACAUGUUAGUAAAUGUAAUGAAAUUAGUUCAAGUAGGGCAUGUAAAGUGAACACGAAAUAUGACUCUAUAUGUUUAAAAGAUGAUAGACAUUUCGUAGUAGGGACUUAUGAUGAACCAAGACCUGUUCGUGUUGUAUCAUUGACAGGUGAGGAGUAUGAUUUUGGUGUCAACUUCCCAAACAAAUCAUAUCCUAUAGACUCAUGCGAUAGUACUUACAUAAAGAGCAGUGACAAAGUUGUGAUAACAGAUAGAUACGAGCAUACUGUCUACAUAUAUGAUAUCAAGACAGGCACGAGAGUCGCAGUGAAGGAUGAUCAAAUACAGGAACCACGUGGUGCAGCAGUUGGACCUUCUGAUACUAUCCUGGUGUGUAGUUUAGAAACAAACACUAUUGUACAGAUAUCCAAAACAGGUCAGAUCCUAUCAUCGUACAAGAUAGAUAUGGAGAAUCCGUGUAAAGUAUGUCUCUCACGUGAUAAAUCAUUUCUUGUUGUUACAAAUAGAUGUCCUGGAAAGAGAAAAUUGCAUAAAUUCAAAAUAUCAUGUUAG
This is a messenger RNA of Ruditapes philippinarum (Manila clam), 1488 nucleotides long. RefSeq lists its product as uncharacterized. Gene Ontology annotation, molecular function: zinc ion binding. Bases 1 to 1488 code for a protein of 495 amino acids. NCBI's taxonomy places the organism in Eukaryota, Metazoa, Mollusca, Bivalvia, Venerida, Veneridae. The transcript has a single exon. The record is from RefSeq and is a predicted model, not a curated record.